Molecule: messenger RNA, 685 nt
Organism: Anopheles marshallii
Lineage: Eukaryota; Metazoa; Arthropoda; Insecta; Diptera; Culicidae
Source: the annotation of a RefSeq genome assembly
AUGGCAACAUGAGCAAACUUAGGAUUACAAGAUAGAUCAUCUCCUUUAAUAGAACAAUUAAAUUUUUUUCAUGAUCACACAUUAUUAAUUUUAACAAUAAUCACUAUCUUAGUUGGUUAUAUUAUAGGAAUAUUAAUAUUUAAUAAAUUUACAAACCGAUAUUUAUUACAUGGACAAACUAUUGAAAUUAUUUGAACUGUAUUACCAGCCAUUAUUUUAAUAUUUAUUGCUUUCCCUUCUUUACGAUUAUUAUACUUAAUAGAUGAAAUUAAUACCCCUUCUAUUACUUUAAAAUCAAUUGGACAUCAAUGAUAUUGAAGAUAUGAAUAUUCAGAUUUUUUAAACUUAGAAUUUGAUUCUUAUAUAAUUCCUACUAAUGAAUUAGAUAUAAAUGGAUUUCGAUUAUUAGAUGUUGAUAAUCGAAUUAUUUUACCAAUAAAUAAUCAAAUUCGAAUUUUAGUCACAGCAACUGAUGUGUUACAUUCAUGAACUGUUCCUUCAUUAGGAGUAAAAGUAGAUGCCACUCCUGGUCGUUUAAAUCAAAUUAAUUUUUUAAUUAAUCGACCAGGAUUAUUUUUUGGUCAAUGUUCAGAAAUUUGUGGAGCAAAUCAUAGAUUUAUACCAAUUGUAAUUGAAAGAAUUCCAAUACAAUUUUUUAUUAAAUGAAUUAUUUCUAUAACUAAUU